Messenger RNA from Lasiodiplodia theobromae, 258 nucleotides. RefSeq names its product Protein transport protein. NCBI's taxonomy places the organism in Eukaryota, Fungi, Ascomycota, Dothideomycetes, Botryosphaeriales, Botryosphaeriaceae. The transcript is spliced from 4 exons. The coding region runs from base 1 to 258 and encodes 85 amino acids. The record is from RefSeq and is a predicted model, not a curated record. Gene Ontology annotation, biological process: endoplasmic reticulum to Golgi vesicle-mediated transport. Gene Ontology annotation, cellular component: COPII-coated ER to Golgi transport vesicle; endoplasmic reticulum membrane; Golgi membrane.
AUGCUGUUCUUCGGCCUCGGCGGCCUCUUCUACGUGUCCGUCCUGCUCGUCAACGCCAUCGCCGUGCUCUCCGAGGACCGCUUCCUCGCCCGCAUCGGCUGGGGCCAAUCUGCUGAGCCGGGAUUUGGCGGUGUUCAAGACACGCAGAGUGUAAAGGCGAAGCUGAUAAACCUCAUCGCAUCGGUGCGGACAUUGAUGAGAAUACCGCUCAUCGGCAUCAACACCAUGGUCAUUCUCUACGAGCUCAUACUAGGAUGA